Molecule: messenger RNA, 2052 nt
Organism: Lycium barbarum (goji berry)
Lineage: Eukaryota; Viridiplantae; Streptophyta; Magnoliopsida; Solanales; Solanaceae
Exons: 8
Coding region: 1-2052 (683 amino acids)
Molecular function (GO): nucleic acid binding
Source: RefSeq, a predicted model, not a curated record
AUGCAACAGAAACUAAAGAGGCUUGCUUGUUGUCUGAGCAACUGGUCUAGAAACUCUAUUGGCAAUGUUUUUGAUAGAGUUAAAGACCUUGAACAAAAAAUAGAGACUGUGAAAGCCGAAUAUGGAGAGAACAACACUGAUGAGGCCAGAUCUAAGCUACAAGGCCAAUGGAUUCAAGGCAGUGAUCUGAUCUCUGAUGCAGCUAUCCAGUAUUACAAUCAACUGUUUACUCAACCUCAACAAGAUUAUGAUUUAAAAUUCCUCAAAAGAAUGGAACCCAUUGUCACAGAUGAGGACAAUGAUAUGCUCAUGAAGUUGCCUUCUGUAAAAGACAUUAAAGAGGCAGUUGGUGGUCUUCAUCCUGAUAAUGCUAGUGGACCUGAUGGGUUCAAUGGCCAUUUCUUCCGAAAAUGUUGUCCAAUUAUUGCUGAAGAUCUUUGUGCUAUGGUAUUAAAUUUCUUUAGAGGCCAUAAGCUGUCCAGAUACAUUACUCAUAUCUGUUUGAUUCUACUUCCUAAAGUGGAAUUGGCUGGCUUACUUCCUAAGUUAAUAUCUCCAAAUCAAACAGGAUUUGUGAAGGGUAGGCUCAUCAAAGGGAACGUCUUUCUUACUCGAGAUAUAGUUCAUGACAUCAAGAAGAAGAACAAGGGAGGAAAUGUUGUGAUCAAAAUUGACAUGGCUAAAGCAUAUGACAAAGUGUCAUGGGGUUUCCUUAAUGUAGUUCUAAGAAGUAUGGGAUUCAAGAAGAGAUAUGUUGACCUCAUCUAUAGACUUACAUCUAAUGUGUGGUACUCUGUUAUGAUAUAUGGCACUAGAUAUGGGUUCUUUCAUUCCACUAGAGGGUUAAAACAGGGUGACCCAUUAUCACCUGCUCUUUUUAUCCUAGCCUCAGAAUCCCUCACCAAAGCUUUUAAUCAUCUUCAUGAUAAAGAGGGAUAUAGAGGUUUCACUGUGAAUCCAAAUGGACCACAAGUAAAUCAUUUGUGUUAUGCAGAUGAUCAGUACUUGGGUUGUCCUAUUUAUCAUCGCAGACAAAGGAUUGCCUAUUUCACUGAUAUUACCAAAGCUGUUGUCAAUAAGAUCAAGGGAUGGCAAGGCAAUCUUCUCUCAACUGGUGGAAGGGCUACUCUGAUAAACCAUUUGAGGGUGGCACAGGUUUCAAAAGCCUUAUGGAUAUCAGUAAAACUUUUUUGUGCCAAAAGAUGGUGGAGAUUUAGAGGAGAGGAUAACUUGUGGUCUCUUUUUCUAAAAGUCGAAUACUAUCAAAGAAAACACCCUGUGGCUAGAUUAAUUCAGUCUGGGCAAUCAACUGCUUGGAGAGAUCUAUUGAAAAUCAGAAGUCAGGUGGAGACUCAUAUAUCAUGGAAAAUCAAUGAAGGAAAAAAUUCUUUUUGGUGGGAUAAUUGGACAAAUCAAUGUCCUUUGAUCAAUAAUAUGAACAAACAGGAGGCUACAGGUACUCUAAUGGUGGAUGAUUGUCUAGACAUGAAUGGUUGGGAUAGAGAUUUCAUUUCUAAUCUAGUCCCUCCUAAUAUUGCUCAAGUAAUUUUUGAUAUUCCUAUUGUUGAAACUAUUAGACCAAGGUUUUCCAGUAUUCUUGUAAAAUGGGAAAAACCUCCCAACGAUUGGUUGAAAAUCAACACUGAUGGAAGUAGUAAUAGUAGUAUGCAAAUGGCUGGAAUUGGAGGUGUUGCUAGGAGCACCUGUGGAGAGAUUAUUAUGGCUUAUGCCAAAUCUUUACAAUUUUGCACUAACAAUAGAGCUAAAGUGGAGGUUGUUGAAUAUGCCAUACUGUGGUAUUCAAGGUCGCUAAAGCCUUUAGCGACAUUUACUGUUAGGGAUAAAGUUUGGUAUUGCCGAGAAGCUAAUCAGGUAGCUGAUACUUUAGCUAAACAUGGGGCUUCUUCGCAAAUGGGAACUAAUCCAGAAACUUAUUACACAACUCAUGAAAUGCCAAGGCAAGCUAUUGGUUCUAGCAGAAUGGAUAAUAUGGGGAUGCCCAGCUUCAGGAUAAGGAAAAUACAAAGGAGCUACCAGACUACUAUCACAUGA